Messenger RNA from Planococcus citri (citrus mealybug), 2417 nucleotides. RefSeq lists its product as uncharacterized. Lineage: Eukaryota; Metazoa; Arthropoda; Insecta; Hemiptera; Pseudococcidae. The coding region runs from base 273 to 1856 and encodes 527 amino acids. The record is from RefSeq and is a predicted model, not a curated record. The transcript has 4 exons.
ACGGAUUAGUGAAAAGAGUAGGAAAAGUGAUUCAUGGUGACCUUGAACAGUUUCACCCGAUUGGAUAAAUGUUCAGCUUUAUAUAACGCUUCACGCAACACCGUCUUAUAUUAGCUUAACUCACCGGCGAACGUCAAACUACGUGUACGUACACUGUACAGUUUUAAUAGUGUGGUUGAACGAGAAACAAGUGUUUAGUUUUGGUUAAUAUUGUUUCUGUUUCGAAGUAUAUUAAUUAUUCGUGUGUAUUUUUUUCGAUUAAUUUGUUCAUCAUGAAAGCAUUUAAUUGCUUUUUUAUAAUAUGUGGCGUUAUAGUGUCGUCGGAUUUAGUUUUCGGUGUUGCAAUCGAAAUUCGAAAAGUGGUGCCAGAGAAAAAUGGAGUCGUUGCAGCUGCUCCAUCUGAAGGAGCCAUUACGGAUGAUCUCUUGAAAAAAGCUGGAGAAAGUAUUGCUAAGAUUCAAGAAUCCUUGAUCCGUGAAAUUAAUAAUCAAGCUAACGAAGAGUCGCUCAUUCAAAAUCUGCAAAACAAAACGACCAAACAGUUAAAGAAACCGGAUAUUCGCAGUAAAGAUAACAAAGUACAGUUGGACGUAUCCAAUAAUCUAGAUCGUCCAGAAUCCAUUUCCAAAAUCAACUCAGCCCAGCCUAUCGACUCAGAAGGCAGUCACUCUCAAGGCGAAGCUCUAGUCACCAGUUACUGGCAACCUGCAACCAGGGACUUAAGCAAAGAUACUCUAAUCAACGAUCGUAUUUCACAACAACAAGCAUCAGCCGGUAUUGUAAAAAUUGAUCCAGAUGCAGAGUUCAUUGACCCCAAGAACCAUAAAGGUCAUAUCGCCCAAGACACUCGUACAACUUUCAAAUACAACAGUCGACCAUCUUCUUCCAAUGCUGAUCGCGAUGUUGAAGAAGUUGGAUCUGAUAAUUCUCUAGAAACAGAUCAAGCCCCAGCUGCUGACUUGACCGGAGAUAUUUUAGUAAACGAACAUAUGGCUGAAAGGCUAGCAUCCGGAUCGAUAAAAGCUGAUCCGGAUACCGAAUUCAUUGAUCCUAAACAACACGAAGGGCACAUGGUCCGCGAACGAACUCGACUAAAUGUAAAACACAGCGAGCCUUCGGGCAUUUUAUCGAGAUUUGGACCCAAUCGUGAUCGUGAUGUUGAAGAAAGCGGCACCGAUGGUACAAAUUCUUUCGAUCAAAAACCAGUCAGCUUAGAGCAGGAUUCAAAUACUGAUCAAUCUUCUAUAGGCAUUGAUCUAAGUAGAGAUAUCUUGGUAAACGAACAUGCUGCUAAGCAAAGAGCUGCUGGAUUAGUGAAUACUGAUCCCGAUGUAGAGAUCAUCUCCUUAGACAGGCCUAGCAGCAGCAGUAAAAAUUACAACAAUUAUUACUACGUUCCCGAUACCAUACAACAAGUUCCUGUUUCCGAUUUAACCAGAGAUGCGUCCGUUAGUGUAGAAACUUUCGAUGAACAACAACCUCCCUAUGGUGAAAUGAUCGAACCAUAUUCUGAAUACACGAAUCAGAUAAGGAAUCGCAGACCUAUUCAGAAUUCUUAUUUAAGAAACGCUGAUCGAUUUCAGAGGACACCUCAACAUGAUUUGAGUCAAGAUACAGCCAUCAACGAUCACAUUUCUCAACAACAAUCUGCCUCCGGAUUGGUAAUGAUUGAUCCUGAUGCGGAAUUAAUCAAUACGGAUGCCAAUCAUCAAAAUAACGUGUAUUAUUAUUACUCUUAUGUUCCUAAUAAUAUUGAUCAAGCACCCAGAUUGAAACGUACCGAACCAGUGUAUCAGUUUUAUCAAAGACCGGUUAUUAGAUACCAAUACCCUCAACAGCCUAUCAUAUAUUAUUAACGAAUUUAAAAACUUUCAAAUUACUUACCUGGUCUCAAGCCCAAAGUAAAUUGAUUCCAAAUUCUAGGUAUUCGUGGCAAGUCCAAACUUUUGAUCACUUUAUUGAUAAAUUCAAUAACAAAAAAUAUAUUAUUUGUACCUGAAAAAAGAAGAUAUACCUACCUAUAAAAGUAUCACUUCAAGUGGGAGCUAAUACCUACCUACUGGUUGAAAACUAAUGAUAUUAUUAGAGACUGAAAAUUAUUAGUAUUGAUUUUGUGAUUUUUCCUCAUUCGGUGAAAUUUGAUUUUUUUUUGUAUAGGUACCUAUAUGUACUUAGGUAUUUUCAUUUCAUUUAUACAUUUUUGUAAUUUAUUCGUAAAUUGUAAAUAGGUAUUUAUCAAUUUAUGUAUUAUCUAAGUAUAGAAUCUCAUGCUUGCUUGGAGUGUUUAUGUAAACCCUAUGGGUUAAGUAUUCUGUUUCUAUGUUGUUGUUUAUUUAUAUUUUACAUUUUGUUUUUAUUUAUUUUCUAUUGUGUACCUAUUUAUCAUUUUGUAAUAAAAUUCGAGGGGUGAAAUUCGA